CUCAGUUUCGAAACGAACUUCAAAGCUCGCGCAAGCGUACCGCAUCGGAAAACGCAUUCUCCGAUCGGAAAAUCAUCGCGACACACGAGCGAUCGAUCAGCCGGCAUUUUCUUGUGCGCCACUUUGGAUACGGUUUCAAAUCGCACAACGUGCCGCCAAGUUCCCUGGAAAAUGUGCGAAAAUUGCAAAUAUUUUGUGUUUCCAUGUGACGUAUGCGUAAUGUGACCACAGUGCGGAUAAAACGCUCUUUAGAUGUAUUACGAAAACGAAUUUAACGAAAAGGUGUAAAGGAAAAAUCCACAAGAGUACGUGCCACCAGAAAGUGCAAAAGAAGGGCACAUCGAACGAGGAAAAUCGACUUGAAAGGAUUUGCAGCUGGAACUGCAUCCAUCCAGAUACAGAUUCAGAUACAUGUAUAUAUGCCGUAUAGCAGUGCCGAUACAGAUACAGAUACAGAUACAGAUACAGAUACAUACAUGAGGCAGCCUGCGAAGCACAAAAGAUACAUGCCAUGUUCCCACUAACCAACCGCUCUUCGAGUGGCAAUCGCACCAACAACAAUCCCAGCAACAACAACCAGACCACAAGCUUUAUAAUCGGAGGCACCACCAAUAUUAACAACAACAACAACAAUCAGAUUGGUGGCACAAGCAGCGCUAAGGAUAAAGGAAAUUUUGAAAAUAAUUGGAGCUGCAAUAAAACAACCGGUCGUCGCUCUGGCAGUGGAAAUAGCUGCAGUUUUUUAGAUCUCCAGUCCAUCCGACGACUCCUGGAGCACGAUGCCAGUGGAUCCGUGUGCCCCUCCUGCCGCAUAUCCUUCGACAAGGGCAAGAGACGGAAACUGAUCGACACCUGCGGCCACGAGCGGUGCUAUUCCUGCAUGUUCCGCAACGACCAGUGCCCCAUGUGCAUGAACAGCUCGCUGAAAGAUGUUGAUGGCGCCAACGCUCAGGGCUAUGACACCGGAAUCGGUGGCUCCACAUCGACGAUAGUGAGUCCUCUGGGAUCCCCGCAGCCGCAGCUCAGAUCGCAUGCGCAACGGAACGCGGCUCUGGCGCGCUACAUGCAGCAGCACCGCCAGGAGUCGCAGUCGCCGGAUUACCACCAUCGCUAUGCGAGCAAUGGCAAACUGCCCCGAGCGACGGCACUGUCCACCAAUGGCAAUGGAUUCUCCACCGGCACCACGCAAACGGUCACAGUGGAUGUGCACCACCAUCUCGGCGGAGGAGGAGGAGGAGGAGUAGGAGGUGCCUCCGCCGCCAAGCAGUUGUUGGCCAACGGCAAUGGCAACGGCAUCAGUGGCCACAGCCGCAGCAGCAGCCUGAGCCACAACAUCCAUGCGGCGGCCUACAGCGAACUGAGUGCCGCACCACCGGCCUUUGCCACACCGCCGACGCGUAGGCGGUUCUUCAACCACAAGAAUCUGCGCAGUGCCCUCACUGGCGGAGGUGGUGGCGGUGGAUCGGGAGUCGGCGGCAUCGGCGGGGGAGCUGGAGGUGUGGGCGGUGGCCAUCGACGCACUGCCUCCAAUGGGGGUUGUCCCAUUGACACGGCAUCAAUCCUGUCCGGAGAUCAUCCUCAUCAGCAUCAUCACCAUGAUAACCAGCCGGAGGGCAAGGAGUCCAAUGCCCUAAACACAUCCACCUGCUCGGAUUCGGCGGUCACUCGGAGACGGCGGAAGAACGUCAGCAACCACAACCUGAAGACCUCCGCCCGCCAUGGAGCAAGUAGCGAGAAUCGCCUGAACAGGCUCAGUUUGGCCGGAACGUCCGUCUAUGCGGGUCAUCUGUCCUCUCUGGUCUUUGGCAAGAUCAAGUCCCUGUGGAGCGUGAACUCCUCCAACUCCAGCGAGGCGGGACUGAAUCAGUUAGCAGGAAGCGAUGCCCUUGACCACCACUCCUCUCUUCUAAACGAGAAGCUGCAGAAGGAUCAGCUCCACGCUCGUCUCGGUCUGCUGCUCAACGAUCCUGGCAGCAAUGGAAACAGCAGCAGCAGCGGAAGUGGUUGUGAACCCAUCUCGGCCCAUUCCACCACCAGCACCACGAGUAGCAGCGGCGUGGGAGCGGCCAGCACCACCACCAGUGGCUCCUCGCAGAAUGUCAGUCCGGAGCAAACGUUGGCCAGCGGAGCCGGAAUGCUUAGCGGCAGCCAGCUGUCGGUGGCCACCAGUCACGGGGUCAAGGAGGAUGCACUGAGCCUGUGCGGCAAGUUCAAGGCCGGCUGCUCCAUGCUGCACGUGUACGAAGCCUUGCCCAGCAAGAGUCGCAAGGGAAAUGUACGGAGAUCGACGCGUGGCCAGCAGGCAUCCAGUUCGAGCUCAUCGGCGGCAGCGGCAGUGGGUUCCAGGGUGACAGCCUCCACCUUGGCGGCUGUUCAGUUGGCCCUGAAGCCGUUGUUCUUUGAGGUGCCGCUGCAGGAGCCAGAUCCUCCGUACGUGGGUCGCCAGUGGCUGGUGCAGCAGUUGUCCAACAUCCUGCUGGGAACCGAGACACGGGUGGUGCUCAUCAACGGACAGCCGGGCACUGGAAAGACGGCAUUCUGCCUGCAGCUGGUGGAGUACUCAUGCUUUGGCCGCCGGCAGAUGCAGGAUGAUCCCGAUGGCAUUUACAGCCAGCUCCAGUUGGGCGCCCACUGUGAGCGCAUGCGCGGACUGGCCUCCCACAUGGUGGGCUAUCACUUCUGCCAGGCGGACGCCAAUCUCACCUGCCAGGUGCCGGAUUUCGUGCACUCCCUGGCCGCCCAACUGUGCCAGGCACCGCAGUUAACCGCCUACAGGGAUUACCUGCUGUCGGAGCAGCAUCUCCAGGACAUUCUCAGUGUGCGCGAGUGCAUCGCGGAUGCGGAGAGAGUGAUGAAGCUGGCAAUCCUGGAGCCACUCGCUCACCUUCACCGGGCGGGCAAGAUACCAGCCAAAGUGGCCGUCAUCGUGGUGGAUGCCUUGUGCGAAGCGGAGUACCAUCGUCCCGAUCAUGGUCACACCAUUGCCAGUUUCCUGGCACAGCUAACGCCGCAUUUUCCAGCCUGGCUCAAGCUGGUGGCCACUGUGAGGACCCAGAUGCUGGAGCUGGUGAAGGCACCCAGCUACACACAACUUACCCUGGACAGUUGGGCCAGCAGCCAGGCGCUGCAGCAGGAUAUGCUGGAUUACAUAGGCGCCCGGCUGGCAGAUAGUCCGGAAAUUCGAAUGAACAUCGGCGGAGGAGGAGGCCAGAACUCGCAGUCGGGCAGCCAACCGCAGACGAAGUUCGUGUCCCAUCUUCAGUCCCUAAGCAGGGGCUCCAUGCUGUACGCCAAGCUCAUCCUGGAUCUCAUUGCACGCGGCCAGUUGGUUAUCAAGUCGUCCAGCUACAAGGUGCUACCGGUCUCCCUCGCCCAGAUCUUUCUGCUGCACUUCAACCUGCGCUUUCCCACCGCCCGUAGCUUUGAGCAGGCUGCUCCGAUCCUCAAUAUCUGCCUGGCAGCUCUGUAUCCCCUGACGCUGGACGAGAUCUACUACAGCAUGGAGGCACUCAGUCACGGACGGGAGGCACUCAGUUGGCCGGAUUUCAUGCAACGCUUCAAGCUGCUGGAUGGAUUUUUGAUCAAGAGAUUGGACAACACCUACAUGUUCUUUCACAGCUCCUUGAGGGAGUGGCUGAUGCGACGGGAUGAGGGCGAGUCCAACAAGUUCCUCUGCGACGCCCGGCUGGGUCACGCCGGAAUCGCUUUCCGAUUGUCCCGGCUGCAGGCUCCAUUGUCACCGCAGCUCACGCUGGAACUGGGUCACCACAUGCUCAAAGCUCAUUUGUAUGGCGGAACGAGCCUGACGCUACUUUCUCCACGGGAUCUGCAAUCCUAUUGGUUGGCGGGUGCGGCGGAUAACAUCUCCUCCUCGCUGGGCGCCCUGCGAAAUGUCUACAGUCCGAACCUCAAAGUUUCCCGACUAGUUCUCUUGGCAGGCGCUUCACCGAAUCACCGCACGGACUACAUGGGAGGAGCUCCGAUCCUUUGCAUAGCUGCUCAUGAGGGCAUCCUUCCCAUGGUUAGCCUGCUCCUGGAGUUCGGUGCCGAUGUGGGCCUGACCAACAGUCAGGGCUGUACUCCCUUAAUUCUGGCCGCCAUGCGUGGCCACUGCGACGUAGUGCGUCCAUUGGUAGCCGCCGGCAGCAGCCUCGGCCAGUUGGACAUCACGCAGCGCUGUGCCCUCGUUCAUGCCGCCCGCAUGGGUCACCUCAGUGUGGUUAAGUACUUGCUCGCCUGCGACUGGUCACCACGACCGCACUCCCAAGAUGUCACCAGAUCGGUGGCCUUGCAGCAGGCACUCAUUGGAGCCGCCGCGCAGGCGCACUGUAAGAUCCUUGAGGAUCUUCUCGAUCUCAAUGAGACCGAGUUUGACCUGGACGUUAAUGGCAUGGAGCCAAGCAGUGGUGAACUGGCGCUAACCGCCGCCGCUCGUCACGGAUGCGUUGAUGUGGUAGGCAUCCUGCUCUCCCGCGGCGCUCAGAUCGAUGCAAGGAAUCGGCAGGGAUACUCGGCCCUUUGGCUGGCCGUCAAGGAGGGUCACUGGAGCGUGGUGGAGCAUCUGCUGCAACGUGGUGCCCUGCUGGAUGAACCCUUGGGACAGACAAGCAAGACGCCGCUAAUGAUCGCGGCGGAGGAGGGACACCUGGAGCUCGUUGAACUUCUGCUGGCUCGAGGAGCGGCACGGGAAGCUCAGGAUCACGAGGGAUUCACGGCACUCAGCUGGGCCUGUUUACGUGGCCACUUGGCGGCGGCCAAGACGCUCAUAGAACACGGCUGUAAUCGCCACCACGAGGAUCACAAUGGACGCACAGCCCUGGAUCUGGCAGCCUAUCAGGGAGCCGCUGGCCUGGUGCUCUAUAUCCUUGAGCAGGGCGGCAAUCUGGAACACAUCGAUGUGCAUGGAAUGCGACCACUGGAUCGGGCCAUUGCCUGCCGCAACAUCCAGGCCGUACAGGUGUUCCUGCGCAAGGGUGCCAAGCUGGGACCGACCACCUGGAGCAUGGCCAUGGGCAAGCCGGAGAUUCUGGUGAUACUGCUCAACAAGCUGCUGGAGGAUGGCAAUGUGCUGUACCGGAAAAACCGCUUCCAGGAGGCUGCCCAUCGCUACCAGUAUGCCCUGCGCAAGAUCUCCGGACUGGAGCAGUUGCUCGAGAGGAAUGCCAUCUUCGCCCAGCUGCGGACCAAUCUGCUGCUGAAUCUGUCGCGCUGCAAGCGAAAACUGAAUGAACUUGACGCCUCCAUAGAUUUGGCCACGCAGGCGAUUGCCCAGAAGCCGCACAGCUACGAAGGAUACUACGCCAGGGCAAAGGCGCGCAUGGAACUCGGUGCCCUGAAUGAGGCGCUGGUGGACGCCAAUGAGGCGAUGCAGCAGGCCGCCCAAAGUGGUGUGCUCUGCGAAGUGGUCGAGGUGCUGAAGCGCAUCCAGGCGGAGUUGCUCACGCGGAUCAGCAUCAGCAGCGAGGAUCAGACCGGCAGAAUGUCCAAUAUCGGCGGCGGUGCAUCCGUCGCAUACGAAUCUCAUCACGAGAUCACCGAUUUGUAAAUGUCGAUUGUUGUGUAUUGUUGUACUCGUCGUAUACCCUUCGAAUUAAUCGCUAUUCCUACUUAAGAGCUACCCUAGACCUUACUUUUUGCUAUUUAUUGCCUUCGAAUGUUUUUAAUUUAAACCCACUGAAACUAUCCUUGUAAUUUCUUUUUUAAUUGUCUUUUUAAUUUUGUGUCUACGCAUGUAAAAAUUAGUUUUAUACUCUGAUUUAGCAUAGGCAUCAGUUCUUAUCCAUAACGAAUAUUAAAUAAAUGCGAAUUCAUUUAAGAUUGAAUAAA
Molecule: messenger RNA, 5826 nt
Organism: Drosophila yakuba
Lineage: Eukaryota; Metazoa; Arthropoda; Insecta; Diptera; Drosophilidae
Gene: rols
Product: protein TANC2
Exons: 8
Coding region: 512-5545 (1677 amino acids)
Molecular function (GO): protein binding
Source: RefSeq, a predicted model, not a curated record